Tetrahymena thermophila SB210 is the source of this 2007-nucleotide messenger RNA. Its product is annotated as tetratricopeptide repeat protein. Gene Ontology annotation, molecular function: protein binding. The record is from RefSeq and is a predicted model, not a curated record. The transcript has a single exon. NCBI's taxonomy places the organism in Eukaryota, Ciliophora, Oligohymenophorea, Hymenostomatida, Tetrahymenidae.
AUGAAUUUUUUUAAUACUUUAAAAAGUAAAUGGUAUCUAAUCCUUGGCGAUAGAUCAUAACUGUCUUUAAAAUAUGAUGAUGCUGUCUAUUAUUUUUAGAAGGCUGUUUAACUUGAUCCUAAAAACAGCUAUGCAUUUGGAAAUCUGGGAUAUUCAUUUAUGAAAAAAGAAAUGUAUGAUGAUGCUAUUACAUUCUUCUAGAAGGCUGUUUAACUUGAUCCUAAAGACAGCUGGGCAUUUGGAAAGCUGGGAUAUUCAUUUAUGAUAAAAAAAAGGUAUGAUGAUGCUAUUACAUUCUUCUAGAAGGCUGUUUAACUUGAUCCUAAAGACAGCUGGGCAUUUGGAAAGCUGGGAUAUUCAUUUAUGCAAAAAUAAAUGUAUGAUGAUGCUAUUACAUUCUUCUAGAAGGCUGUUUAACUUGAUCCUAAAGACAGCUGCGCAUUUAGAUGUAUGGGAUAUUCAUUUAUGAAAAAAAAAAUGUAUGAUGAUGCUAUUACAUUCUUCUAGAAGGCUGUUUAACUUGAUCCUAAAGACAGCUAUGCAUUUGGAAGGCUGGGAUAUUCAUUUAUGCAAAAAUAAAUGUAUGAUGAUGCUAUUACAUUCUUGUAGAAGGCUGUUUAACUUGAUCCUAAAGACAGCUGGGCAUUUGGAAAGCUGGGAUAUUCAUUUAUGCAAAAAUAAAUGUAUGAUGAUGCUAUUACAUUCUUCUAGAAGGCUGUUUAACUUGAUCCUAAAGACAGCUGGGCAUUUGGAAAGCUGGGAUAUUCAUUUAUGCAAAAAUAAAUGUAUGAUGAUGCUAUUACAUUCUUCUAGAAGGCUGUUUAACUUGAUCCUAAAGACAGCUGGGCAUUUGGAAAUCUGGGAUAUUCAUUUAUGAUAAAAAAAAUGUAUGAUGAUGCUAUUACAUUCUUCUAGAAGGCUGUUUAACUUGAUCCUAAAGACAGCUGGGCAUUUGGAAACCUGGGAUAUUCAUUUAUGCAAAAAGAAAUGUAUGAUGAUGCUAUUACAUUCUUCUAGAAGGCUGUUUAACUUGAUCCUAGAGACAGCUGGGCAUUUGGAAAUCUGGGAUAUUCAUUUAUGAAAAAAAAAAUGUAUGAUGAUGCUAUUACAUUCUUGUAGAAGGCUGUUUAACUUGAUCCUAAAGACAGCUGGGCAUUUGGAAAUCUGGGAUAUUCAUUUAUGAUAAAAAAAAUGUAUGAUGAUGCUAUUACAUUCUUCUAGAAGGCUGUUUAACUUGAUCCUAAAGACAGCUGCGCAUUUAGAUGUAUGGGAUAUUCAUUUAUGAAAAAAGAAAUGUAUGAUGAUGCUAUUACAUUCUUCUAGAAGGCUGUUUAACUUGAUCCUAGAGACAGCUGGGCAUUUGGAAAUCUGGGAUAUUCAUUUAUGAAAAAAAAAAUGUAUGAUGAUGCUAUUACAUUCUUCUAGAAGGCUGUUUAACUUGAUCCUAAAGACAGCUGGGCAUUUGGAAAUCUGGGAUAUUCAUUUAUGAAAAAAAAAAUGUAUGAUGAUGCUAUUACAUUCUUCUAGAAGGCUGUUUAACUUGAUCCUAAAGACAGCUGGGCAUUUGGAAAGCUGGGAUAUUCAUUUAUGCAAAAAUAAAUGUAUGAUGAUGCUAUUACAUUCUUCUAGAAGGCUGUUUAACUUGAUCCUAAAGACAGCUGGGCAUUUGGAAAGCUGGGAUAUUCAUUUAUGCAAAAAGAAAUGUAUGAUGAUGCUAUUACAUUCUCCUAGAAGGCUGUUUAACUUGAUCCUGAUGUUAAAGAAAAUCUUUUAAAUCUAGGAAUAGCAUUUUAAAAAAAAGGAAGGUAUCAACAUUCAAGUAUAUAUUUCAAGAAAUGUAUAUAAAUUGAUCCAAAACUUAAGGAUUGCCAUUUAUACCUUUCUGUUGAUUUUUAGUGUAAAAAAAUGUACAAACAUGCAAUUAUAUCAUUAAAAAAGUGUUUACAACUUAAUCCUUAUGAUAACUAUAAACAAUAAUUUUAAAGAUCUCUUAAAAGCUUGCUUUGA